Molecule: messenger RNA, 699 nt
Organism: Oncorhynchus gorbuscha (pink salmon)
Lineage: Eukaryota; Metazoa; Chordata; Actinopteri; Salmoniformes; Salmonidae
Product: E3 ubiquitin-protein ligase NEURL1B-like
Exons: 2
Coding region: 1-699 (232 amino acids)
Molecular function (GO): ubiquitin protein ligase activity
Source: RefSeq, a predicted model, not a curated record
AUGUAUGCACCCAAUAUAUGUGGGCGUCACUGUCUGGGGCCCCUGUCCUUCCACAAAGGGGCCUUGGGAACUGAUGUGUGGCUGAGUCUGGGAGGUAGACGUGUGGAGAGGGACAGAGAGACCUUCCAGAAUGGUCUGACUUUCAGCAGUCGUCCAAUCAGGGUCCAGGAGAAGAUACAUCUGCGGGUGGAAUGUUGUGACCAACACUGGCAUGGAGCUCUGCGGCUGGGCUUCACCAUUAUACCCCCCUCCUCCUCUGGGCCCCUCUUCCCUCCUGCUAUGGCUAUCCCUGACUUCACCACCACCUAUGGGUACUGGGCAUCCAUCGUGCCCUCCAGCCUCAUCAUCCCAGGUGCAGAGCUCCGCUUCUGGGUGACCCCUCGAGGAAUGCUGGUUUACGAGGGGCCAAAUGGUUUGAGGUGCAAGCUACUGAUGGGGGUGGAUGUGACACGCCCCCUGUGGGCCAUGAUAGAUGUCUACGGACUGACCAGAGCUGUGCUCCUAUUGGGAUCAGAAAAGAAAGACUUAUUGAAGUUGCGGAUCCGGAGGUCCUGUCCUGUCCCUCCUCCUCCCUCUGUGUCUCAUAGGGACAGCUGCAUGUGUGUGAACGAGGAUCAUCCCUGUCGCACCCCUCAGGACUACAGGCUCUCUGCUGACCCUAUCACUACCACACAGAUAGACCACUCUAUAGGUGUGUAA